AUGACAAAUGUAAAGCAAUGUUUCUUCAAGUUUCCUGCAAGAGGACAAGUACUGAUAUGUUGUGAUGGUGCAUCAAAGGGUAACCCUGGUAAUGCAGGACUGGGAUUUGUGGCAAGGAAUGACAAUGGUGUAUGCCUGAGAGCAGCUUCUGGAGAAUUGGGGAUAGCAACAAAUUAUCUGGCAGAAGUAAUGGCUUUAAUAGUUGCUGGUGCACGGGUUGUGCAGAAAAAGUAUAAAAAGGUAUGCUUCAUUCUUGAUUCUAAAGAAAUUUUACUAGCUUUUAGCAAUGACAAAAUACCCUGGAUUGUUGUGAAUAGAUGGAACAACAUUAGAAAACAUAUCUCAGAAAUUACUUUCAUCCACUCAUAUAGAGAGAUAAACUUUUUUGCUGACAAAAUGGCUAAAAAGGGUGCUUCUUGCAAGAGGAACAAUUAUAAACUAUGA
Papaver somniferum (opium poppy) is the source of this 444-nucleotide messenger RNA. RefSeq lists its product as uncharacterized. The transcript has a single exon. Gene Ontology annotation, molecular function: nucleic acid binding; RNA-DNA hybrid ribonuclease activity. The record is from RefSeq and is a predicted model, not a curated record. Bases 1 to 444 code for a protein of 147 amino acids. Lineage: Eukaryota; Viridiplantae; Streptophyta; Magnoliopsida; Ranunculales; Papaveraceae.